CUAGCUAAAGGGACAAAUUUUUUCUCCUAUGCACUUUACAUUGCGCUUCUGAAAAUUGCAGAGGAGGCGAAUCGUCGCAGUAUGGAAGAUCGAAUCCGAUCGGAGAAAGACAAAAAAAUCAACUUAUACGGUGAAACUCGAAUGCAUGAAGCAGCUCGCGGAAAUGAUUCGCGCUAUCUCAAAACACUCAUCGAAGUGGGGUACAACUUGAAUGCACGUGAUGAAGGUGGAUGGACACCGUUGCAUGAAGCGGUGGGAGCACUGAAACUGGAGAAUGUGCGAAUUUUGGCGCAAAGUGGAGCAAAUCUCAAUUUGCGAUCUAAUGAAGGGACAUUGUCAGCCGAGGGAGAACGCACAGAUAGUGGAGGUCUGACCCCGUUAAUGGAAGCGUGUGAUAGGGGAGCCACAGCGAUCGUUAAUUUGUUGCUACAGUACGGGGCGAAUGUUGCAUUAAAAAAUCGUGACGACUGGACGGCGCUCGAUUUUUUCCGCAAUGCCAUGAAAAUGGGAAUGAUUGAAAAUGAGGAUUUGGUGGAAGCUACGCGUCUUGUAUCACUGAUGGAAAAAAAGCUAAAAGAAGCACAUAUUACGGUGAACAGCGAGCCACCACCGAAGAAGCUCAAAGUGGAUGAUAAGCCAGCGGCAAAAUUGCCUCGUUUAGAGAAUGAGGCAUCAUCGCAGCGGCGACGAGUGCUGGACCCGAAUGUAGCAAAUUUGCAUGAGUAUCAGAAAAUGAUGAAUGCCGUUGGACGCGGAGCGGUAGCACACGAUCGAAAGAAUGCUUUGCUGGGGGAUGGCGAUGAUGAACUUUUUGAUGAGGAUGAGGAAGAUGGUUUGAGACAUCUGGAGCCCCCGCUUGAUGAUUUACUCAUUGGUGUCGAUAACUUACUGGAAGUUGCUCCGUCGUCGCCAUCAGCAACAACAUCUGCGCCAGCACCUUCAGCACCAACAGGGAAGAGCCGAAAAGCAGUUAAAAAUUCCGAAUUUGUAUGGGAUGUGGACGAUUUAUAUACUGAACUGCAUGACGACUUUCCAUGCACAUCGGCUUCAGCGGAAUCUUCACAUUCUCAGCGACCAAAGAGUGGAGUUCGUGCCCGCCCGACUGCAAGAAUUAUUAGUGAUAAUAGCGAUUCGGAAAAUGAAACCGCAGUGGUGCCACCUCAAGCAGCUACCCAUCAACGAAGUACUGGCAGCGAGCGGCAGCUGCAGCUUGCUGACUGCGCUCGGUCUGCUCCAAAAUGCAGUAGUAAUCGUGAUGUGAGAGAAGCUGAGAAGACGCUGCCACCAGCUUGGCGUAGUAACGGAACAGUACAGCCCACUGAAAACAAAACAGUUUCGGCAGCAGCGGCAGCAUCCUCAACAAAACAAAUUUUCAUCAAACUCGUCAUCAAGCAAGACGAUGGCACGCAUUUUAAAACUAAAGGAAUGCCUUUUUCAAGCUCCAGCACGAUUGGUGAUGUGAGAAAGCGCUGUGAUGUAGAACUGAGAGGUGAGGUGGAAUAUUCGUCAAUGGUGAUCAGCCAUGAUGACUGUGAAUUGACCGAUGACACGCCACUUGAGCUUGUUCUGGCAGAUGGCAACAAGUUGUUGGAAUGUAUUUUAAUUGGGUGUAGGAGUCUUCGUCAGUUAAUCGGCGAUUACUCUUUAUGCUCCAUGCUGAAGAAACUUGAUCUAAGCUUCAACGAUUUCAAUGACGAUGGCUCGGAUUUUGUUGAAAUGUUUGCGAGUUUAUGCCCGAACCUUGUGCAUUUGAAGCUUGCAUCGUGUAAUAUGAGUUCGACUACAGUUGAUGGCCUAGUACGCCAGCUCACAAGUAAUAUAUCAUAUUUUUUUACAGUUAAUCGUGGAUAA
Molecule: messenger RNA, 1851 nt
Organism: Gongylonema pulchrum
Lineage: Eukaryota; Metazoa; Nematoda; Chromadorea; Rhabditida; Gongylonematidae
Source: the annotation of a GenBank genome assembly